Messenger RNA from Plenodomus lingam JN3, 1032 nucleotides. The record is from RefSeq and is a predicted model, not a curated record. Lineage: Eukaryota; Fungi; Ascomycota; Dothideomycetes; Pleosporales; Leptosphaeriaceae.
AUGGCCCCCGAUGUUGCCGCUGCUAAUGGCACAUCUGCAUCCUCCGCAACCUCGACGCCCAAACCCUCGCAGAAACCCCCCAUUGGCCCAAAUGUUCUCGAGGUCGUCUUCGGCUCUCUGCUCAUCACCCCAUGGUAUCCGUCCUUUUACCCCGAGGAGCUGGUAGGCCGACGCGUGGAGCGGUUGUACGUGUGCCACUGGUGUUUUAGGUAUACCAAGGAAUUAGCUGGAUUCCUGGGGCAUUUGGGGAAAUGCGAACAGAAAGUCUGCCCCCUCCAUACGAGCCCACCCCUUGGCACACGUGUCUACAGAAAAGAUAACUACUCCAUCUACGAAAUCGACGGUGAGAAACACAAGUUAUACGCGCAAAACCUGUCGCUGUUUGCGAAACUCUUUCUCGAUACAAAGUCGGUCUUCUACGACGUCACGACUUUUUUGUACUAUUUGCUGGUUGCGCAUGAACCCAAGCCAAGUGUACCAAAUACAGAUGUGAAGGACGAGGAAAAGGCAGCUGGGGGUAUACAUACCAGCACAGGACAAGUGGUGGGCUUCUUCAGCAAGGAGAAAAUGAGCUGGGAUAACAAUAAUUUGGCAUGUAUACUGGUCUUUCCGCCGUGGCAGAAGCAGGGGCUGGGCCAGAUUUUGAUGGGUGCGAGUUAUGAGAUGAGCCGGCGGGAGGGACGCUUAGGCGGGCCUGAGAAACCGUUAUCGGAUCUCGGUAGAAUUGCAUACAUGCAUUAUUGGUCGCAAACGCUCGCGCGCACAAUUCUCUCUUGCCCUUCGAAACGCACGUUGACGGUGCAAGAUCUUCGGGAGAAGACGUAUAUUAUGCCCGAGGAUAUUAUAGCCACAUUGCAGGCUAUGCAUGUGCUGGAGCAGAAGAAGCGAGGUGGUGCAGAAGUGGUUAUCAACAAGGCAAAGGUCAGGGCGUGGGCGGAAGCGAGCAAGGUUGAUUUGAACAAGCUCCCCGUAGAUGCGGACGCAUUUGUCGUUCGUGAAAUCAGUAGGAGCGGCAGCGAAGACAAUUUGUAA